Saccostrea echinata is the source of this 1811-nucleotide messenger RNA. Its product is annotated as alpha-1,3-mannosyl-glycoprotein 4-beta-N-acetylglucosaminyltransferase C-like. Gene Ontology annotation, biological process: protein N-linked glycosylation. The transcript has 4 exons. NCBI's taxonomy places the organism in Eukaryota, Metazoa, Mollusca, Bivalvia, Ostreida, Ostreidae. Gene Ontology annotation, molecular function: acetylglucosaminyltransferase activity. The coding region runs from base 321 to 1754 and encodes 477 amino acids. The record is from RefSeq and is a predicted model, not a curated record.
CAUGAGCAUUAAGUUAUUCAAGGAUUCACGACUGUGCUGUUAUUUGAGUGACUAUAUCUCCAUUCAUGGUAUUAAAACAAUUUAUCCAAAAGAUUUCAUGGUCGUGCUUUUAUUUGAGUAACGGACAAACGUAUGUACACAUGUAAAUCUGUAUAACUUCUCUCAUCAUCUGUAAACACAGCCAUGACAAUAGCAGAGAGAGACUUGAAGAAAAGCUAUUGUCCUCCGGACAGCUGUUGGUACGUGGAAACAUCUUCGUGAAGAAAGCGGAGGUGUUAUUCAGCACAGAUGAGGCGUAAAAAGGAUAAGGUGCGCGGGCCAUGAAGUCUUACAGAAUACCACUAACAAGCGUUAUUUGUGUACUUUCCGUUUUUACUUUCAUUACCCAAAUAUUGGUUCUUCUUCACAGCAAUUCCUAUGCUGUUUACAAAUGUUCAAGAGAAAAUAGGGAAAAGAUAACAGACCCCGGAUAUCAACAAAAGUUUAACAACCUAGUGUCAUACAGGGAUUAUCUUAAUAAGCCAUCUUCAGAUUUGACAAAACUUCAUUCUGCAUGGCGAAAAGAAGCUACUAUAUUCCACCUAGUCCCAGAGCAGAAAAGAUAUUUGACGAUAGGCAUUCCAACAGUUAGAAGGGUGGGCGACGAGUAUAUAAUGAAAACCAUCAAAUCCAUAGUGAACUUCACGAGGACAGGGGAACUCAGUGAAAUCUACAUUGUGAUUUUCCUUGCAGAUUUUAAUGAAACUUGGACAACAGACAUUAGCAGGAGGAUUUACGAAUCAUAUUCAGACCUCAUCACCUCCGGGACUCUUGUUGUGAUCCGCGCCUGGAAAUCGUUUUAUCCUCCAUUAGAUAAUCUAAAACAUACUUACAAUGAUAAUGAUAAUAAGAGGAAAUGGAGAUCGAAACAAAAUGUUGAUUAUGCUUUUAUAUUCCUAUAUAGUCAAAACCUGUCAACCUAUUACAUCCAAAUGGAGGACGAUAUAUUCACAGUUCCAGGAUAUCUUCAAGUAAUCAAAGAUUAUGUUUCAGAAUUCACAACUUCAUGGACAUGUUUAGAAUUUUCAGAACUUGGGUUUAUAGGCAAACUCUAUCAUUCUUACGACCUUGAAAAACUUGCAAAAAUGGUGCUAUUGUUUUAUGAAGAACAACCCUGUGACUUCACUUUUCUAUAUUUUAACCUUCAGAUGUUACAAUUUACUCGAUACAUUCGUCGACCUACAAUAUUCCAGCACGUUGGAAUUCGAUCAUCACUUCCCGGAAAAAUUCAGCCUUUAAAAGACAGAUACUUUGACAAUUUAGACAAAUCAUAUAAGGGAGACAACCCUCCCGCAAAAAUAUAUACAAACAUGGAUAUAGAACCAUCCUUCAGUCCAGAGAUGGCGUACAGCAGAGAACCAGGUUACUUCUGGAGUAAAGGCAAUGGGAAAACAAAUGACUGGUUAAUAGUCGUGUUUGAUGAACCCCAGAGAGUAGACAGUAUAAUUAUAGACACCGGUUCACGUGAACACCCAGAAGACAAAAUCGAACACGGUAAAUUACAGGCCAGCCUAAGUUUAGUGAGUGUGUCCUCGUCUCAACCUAAGUGUACAAAUGAUAUAUUUUUAGGAUACUUUGAGGAUGGGGAUAUUAAAGUGGGGAAUUUGACGUCAACUCUCGGACCUUUUAAGAUUCAUUGUGUGAGUAUCAUUUUAACAGAAUCACAGAGCUGGUGGAUAAUCAUCAAAGAAAUCGCCAUUUUUGUUGCAGCCUGACAGAUGCUUGAUAACCAUUAAAUUUGUCUAAGAAAUAAAUACUCACUACAUGUACAA